CUACAGACGGAAUUGACGUAACGUUAAGUCUCACGUGAGUUUUGUUUACUAGCUGGAAAAGGGAUUUUAGAAUGGCUUCAAAACCCUUCCACCCAGAAGAGGUGAGGAGGAUUGUCCAGUUUCUACAGACACCUGCUGUGUUUCUGAACAUGACCACAGACUGGCCAGCAUUGCACUGGACUGUGGAGCACCUGUCCGCUUGCCUUACAGAGAGACUUCGGUUCCGUAUUGGGAAAAGGACUGAGGACAUGGCUCCUCUUUUUGAGGAAACAGAGUGUUCCUACAUCGAAGCAACCAUUAAAGAGUUUCUGUCCUGGACUGCCAAUGAAGACGAAUCACUUGGUGGGCCGUUUUCUGACUAUCACUGCAAAGAAUUCUGGGCUUAUGCUGAUUACAAGUACAUUGUACAGCUUUUUCAGGAUAAACCUGCCAUGUUUCAGGUUCUGUUUGUUCCCAGACACUGGUGGCUCUAUGUGGAGUCAGUGGAUCCUGUGACUGUCAGUGUGAACUCCUGGAUUGAGAUGGACAUGGAUGAUGAGGCCAGAGUUGGAGAAGCUCUUACUAAGACCAUUGUGUGUGCCCUGAAAAGUGCCCCUAGCUUAGACAACAAUGACCACUGGCUCAAUCCUACUGAGGAUGGCGUUUCUUCACAUGAUGAAAACAUGCAGUAUUUGAACCUAGCGGUAAAGGCCUGUAUGGACAAGAUGAGAGAUGAUACUGACCAACCCAGAGCAGACAUGGGAAAAAAUGACUCCAGCGGACGGUUUAAGACUCCAGGAUCGCUUACCUUCGUGGUUCCCUUCGGACCUCAUCUCAUUCCUGUUAAUUUGGCUCACAAACCCAACUGCACCUGUCCAAAGGACAUGCCUUGUUACAGGUACAACGACUUGUCAUGA
Carassius auratus (goldfish) is the source of this 896-nucleotide messenger RNA. Its product is annotated as HSPB1-associated protein 1 homolog. The transcript has 6 exons. NCBI's taxonomy places the organism in Eukaryota, Metazoa, Chordata, Actinopteri, Cypriniformes, Cyprinidae. The record is from RefSeq and is a predicted model, not a curated record. Bases 72 to 896 code for a protein of 274 amino acids.